Epithele typhae is the source of this 381-nucleotide messenger RNA. Its product is annotated as progesterone binding protein. The transcript has 3 exons. NCBI's taxonomy places the organism in Eukaryota, Fungi, Basidiomycota, Agaricomycetes, Polyporales, Epitheliaceae. The record is from RefSeq and is a predicted model, not a curated record. Bases 1 to 381 code for a protein of 126 amino acids. Gene Ontology annotation, cellular component: membrane; endomembrane system.
AUGCAGCCUGCCCGGACAGACCUUGCGCCUCCCAAGGACGACCCGUUCACCGUCGCGCAGCUCAUGGCCUUCGACGGCUCCGAUCUCUCCAAGCCCAUUUACGUCGCCAUCAAGGGCACCGUGUUCGACGUCACGCACAAGUCGGACACGUAUGGAAAGGGGAAGUCCUACAACCUCUUUACCGGCAAGGACGCGUCCCGUGCCCUCGGCAUGUCCAGUCUUAAGGCAGAGGAUGCAGUAUCAGACUACAGCACCCUCUCCGAAGGCGACAUGAAGACGCUCAACGACUGGUUUGACUUCUUCACGAAACGGUAUAACGUUGUGGGAAAGGUCAUCGAUCUCCCGCCGCAGGGUUCUGCACCUCCGUCUGCUUCACUAUGA